AUGGCGAACCAAUCCAGCAUCUUAAUCUUCAUCUUAGCCCUAACCACCUUCUUCUUCGUCACCAAUUCAACAGCCAAAGAAUCCGUAUACGAUUUACUUCCAAAAUACGGUCUCCCUAGUGGUCUCUUACCUAACUCCGUCAUCGACUAUACGCUCUCCGACGACGGAAGAUUCGUCGUCGUUUUGGACAGUACUUGCUAUAUUCAGUUCGAUUACUUGGUUUAUUACGAGAAAAAGAUUACCGGAAAGCUGAGCUAUGGGUCGAUUAGUGAUCUUAAGGGGAUUCAAGUUCAGCGUGUUUUUAUUUGGUUUAACGUGGAUGAAAUUAGGGUUGAUUUGCCUCCUUCCGAUAGUAUUUACUUUCAGGUUGGGAUUAUUAACAAGAGGCUUAGUCUUGAUCAGUUUAAGACCGUGCGUUCUUGCCGUAACUCGAUUGGAUCUUCUCCUUGUUCAUCCUAUUCAUCACUGCUUCCUGCUCCACUGAAGGAAAUUCCUAUGCUUCUUACAGAGUAG
Messenger RNA from Lathyrus sativus (Indian pea), 513 nucleotides. The record is from the annotation of a GenBank genome assembly. NCBI's taxonomy places the organism in Eukaryota, Viridiplantae, Streptophyta, Magnoliopsida, Fabales, Fabaceae.